Phyllostomus hastatus (greater spear-nosed bat) is the source of this 1585-nucleotide messenger RNA. Its product is annotated as keratin, type II cuticular Hb5-like. Gene Ontology annotation, molecular function: structural constituent of skin epidermis. Gene Ontology annotation, cellular component: keratin filament. The record is from RefSeq and is a predicted model, not a curated record. Gene Ontology annotation, biological process: keratinization; intermediate filament organization. NCBI's taxonomy places the organism in Eukaryota, Metazoa, Chordata, Mammalia, Chiroptera, Phyllostomidae.
AUGGCGAGCCGUUCCUACCGCAUCAGCUCUGGCUACGGGGGUAGGAAUUUUAGCUCCUGCUCUGCUGUCAUGCCCAAGCCUGGGGCUCACAGCUGUGCCAGUGCCAUGGCCUACAGAGGGGGCAGUCCUGGGGGACCGGGCUACAGGCGCCUCGGGGGCUUUGGCAGUCGGAGCCUGUGUGUCGUGGGGUCCCCACGGAUAGCAGUGAGUUGUGUGCGCCCCCUCUGCAGUGGGGGAAGCUUUGGCUACAGAGCAGGCGGCCUUUGUGGGGCCAGCCCGCCCUGCAUCACCACUGUAACAGUCAACGAGAGCCUGCUCACACCCCUCAACCUGGAGAUUGACCCAAAUGCACAGUGCGUGAAGCACGAGGAGAAGGAGCAGAUCAAGUGUCUCAACAACAAGUUUGCUGCCUUCAUCGACAAGGUGCGCUUCCUGGAGCAGCAGAACAAGCUGCUGGAGACCAAGUGGCAGUUCUACCAGAACCGCAAGUGCUGCGAGAGCAACUUGGCCCCUCUGUUCAGCGGCUACAUCGAGACGCUGAGGCGGGAGGCCGAGUGCGUGGAGGCCGACAGCGGGAGGCUGGCUUCAGAGCUCAACCACGUGCAGGAGGUGCUGGAGGGCUACAAGAAGAGGUAUGAAGAGGAGGUGGUCCUAAGGGCCACGGCUGAGAAUGAGUUUGUGGUGCUGAAGAAGGACAUAGACAGUGCCUACCUGCGUAAGGCUGACCUGGAGGCCAACGUGGAGGCGCUGAGGGCGGAGAUGCACUUCCUGCGGGCCCUCUAUGAGGAGGAAAUCCAGGUCCUUCAGUCACAGAUCUCUGACACCUCGGUGGUGGUCAAGAUGGACAACAGUCGGGAGCUCAACAUGGACUCGGUUGUGGCCGAGAUCAAGGCUCAGUAUGAUGACGUGGCCAGCCGCAGCCGGGCUGAGGCCGAGUCCUGGUACCAAACCAAGUGUGAGGAGAUGAAGGCCACAGUGACCCAGCAGGGUGAGAACCUCCGGAGGACCAAGGACGAGCUCAACGACCUGAACCGCGUGAUCCAGAGGCUGACAGCAGAGGUGGAGAAUGCCAAGCAGCAGCGCUGCAAGCUGGAGGUCGCUGUGGCCCAGGCGGAGCAGCAGGGUGAGACGGCUGUCAGUGAUGCCCGCUGCAAGCUGGUCGAGCUGGAGGCCGCCCUGCAGAAGGCCAAGCAGGACAUGGCCUGCCUGCUCAAGGAGUACCAGGAGGUGAUGAACUCCAAGCUGGGCCUGGACGUGGAGAUCGCCACCUACCGCAAGCUGCUGGAGGGCGAGGAGAGCCGGCUGUGUGAAGGCGUGGGCUCAGUCAACAUCUGUGUGAGCCGUUCCCAGGGCGGUGUGGUCUGCGGGGACCUCAGUUCCACGGUCCCUCGUGGCCUGGGCGGCGUGGCCAUCGGCAGCAGUGCCCUGUGCGCCCCCUCGGUGGCUGGGCCCUGCUCCAGUGCAAGAUCUGUAAGGAAGUUGAAGCCCAAAGAAGUUAAGCAGCUUUACUGAGGUCACACAGCUAGUCCAGGAUCCAAACAGAGAGUGUAGAGAAUGCCAAAGCUCAUACACUUUCCACUGUCAC